AUCGAACUGUUGGCAUUGAGCGCCUCCGUAGACGAUAGAAAUGCACUACGAUCCUUUCAAACCUCGAGAAGAGCAUCACUACAAGGAUUACUAUCCUAACUUGGACGAAGAGUCGUUGUUGUAUGUGAGUGUUAAGACAGAUCAGUCGAGCAGUGCUAGCGACAGUGGAAGUGGUAGUGGUAGUAAUAGCAGCCGCCGGUCGAGCAGAAUACACCAUCUCAACAAGCCAGUGUUCAACAAGAUACCGAAGGAGGUGCUUCCAAGGGACAACAGCAAGAUUCCAAGGUCGAUUGCACGGCUUGGUUAUAAGGUGAGCUCGCUGUCUCAAGUCUCAAGCACGUACAUUCGGGAGAACGACCAGUUUGUUGAGAGGGAGCAGAACAACCAGUUCUUUCUGGACAUUUCGAAGAACCAGUUGAACUUCAAGUCUUCGUACGACAUGGACGAACAGGAUAACUACUAUCUGGCCUAUCUGAACAGUACAUCUGAAGACCAAAAAACGGUCAUUUCAAGAGAGCUGUUUGAGUGCGCUAUGACUUUGCUGGAGAAUGAAUGGUACCAUCUCGAGCGGAAGAUACCCCCAAAGUUACGACAUUCUUAUAAAGAAUCUGAUGAGCUGAGUGCAAAGGACACUGCAGCACGAGCCUUCACAGAUCUAUACGGAUCUGAUGAUGGCAUUGGUAUGCACGUGAUGGAGGAACAGCACUGUGCCGUCUGUGAUGGCACUGAUUGUGAUAACUCGAACGCAAUCAUAUUCUGCGAUGGAUGUGAUAUUGCAGUGCAUCAGGACUGUUAUGGUGUGGUGUUUAUCCCUGAGGGUCAAUGGCUCUGUAGAAGGUGUAUGGUUUCGAAAAAGCGUAAGAUCAAGUGCCAGUUCUGCCCCUCAACAACGGGUGCAUUUAAGCAGACAGAAAAUGGACUAUGGUCCCAUGUUCUUUGUGGGCUGUGGAUUCCAGAGUUAUACUUUGCAAGUGCUGGUCAUAUGGAACCAAUUGAAGGAAUUGAAGCGAUUCCAAAGGGCAGAUGGAAACUACAAUGCUAUCUAUGUAAGCAGAAGGUUGGCGCACCUAUUCAAUGUGCCAAUAAGAGUUGCUUUGCAGCGUUCCAUCCAACCUGUGCAAGACGUGCAGGGCUAUUGAUGACCAUGGAUAAAGGUAUUCAAGGUGCAGUUCUGGAUAAGACCUCGAUGGCUGCAUGGUGUCAUAAACAUUCAUCUGCAGAGUAUAACAAAGAACAUAAGGUACUUGAGGGUAUUGAAAAGACCAGGUUGUAUUUCAGCACAAUUGAAUCGUUAAACCAUCAACAUAACAAGAACUCGUUCCGUGUGGAUAAGAAAAAUGCAAUACAGAAGAAGAAGAAAUGGAAAACAUCAAAGGGUACACCGAUACCACCAAACUAUUUCGCAGAGAUACUCACCAGAUUCUUGACAAAACUAAAGAUAAAUGGUGAUAAUGAGACGCUAUCUCAGAAACUUACAAAGUACUGGUGCAUGAAACGUGAGAUGAAGAGAGGUGCACCGUUGAUACGAAGAACCGACGGUGCAACUGCUUAUAAUGGUGGUAAUCCAGAGGAUAUCACUGAGAAGCUCACAUUUGCAGAGACUCUGCUCCAGGACAUUGUAAAGCUGGAGGACAUAAGCAGCUCAAUCACAAAGAAGGCCCAGUUGCAAUUGGAGUCUCAAAGGGAAGAGACCAAUAUCGUUAAUCUCACCUAUUUCCCCUAUAACUCUGCAAUUGAAACAAUUAUGAAGAAGAUCCUCAACAUAGACUCCUCAAGGUUUCUCUUGGAUGUUGAUGUAACAAGUGUUGACGCUAAGUGCACUACACUGUCUCAAAUGAAGCUGAAAGUCGAUAAAAAGGCCUACCAUUCAAUCGAUGAAUUCAUCGCAGACAUUGAAGGGUUCUUCGCAGUCGUUGAUCAGAUGGAUAAACCUGUUCUAUCAAAGGCGAUCCGCAGGAUUGCCAGAGAGGUUCUCAAUGAUCUACAAACCAUCCAGCAGUCUGGGGACUGGAAUGCUUUAAGGAAGGACUUUGUCGAUGCUGAUGGGCUGAACAUCGUGAUUGCGCAGAACUACUGUGGGCUGCGAGCCAUGGGAGAUGUCAAUCUUAGUGAUAUUGAAAGUAGUUGAUGCUGUACGUACCAUCGAUAUAUGAGCUAUGAUCAUGAGAUAUCGCGUAGAUAACGUCCUCAGGCCUGCUGUGUGUGGUGUUUACCAGUUGAUAUUUAUAUUGCGGAGGCCAUCCCCGUUUCUACAACGAUGAGCCUACAUCUUCUUGCCUCAAGAUAAGAGCAAUCAACCAAUUACCAG
This is a messenger RNA of Williopsis jadinii, 2308 nucleotides long. It is a transcript of the gene NTO1, whose product is annotated as Nto1p. NCBI's taxonomy places the organism in Eukaryota, Fungi, Ascomycota, Saccharomycetes, Phaffomycetales, Wickerhamomycetaceae. The transcript has a single exon. The coding region runs from base 41 to 2128 and encodes 695 amino acids. The record is from RefSeq and is a predicted model, not a curated record. Gene Ontology annotation, biological process: regulation of transcription by RNA polymerase II.